UAAUUUUGGCCGGGCUGAAGAAAAUCGUUCGUUAUAUCGAGGACUUCGUUAAAUAGAGGUUCGUCAAAUCGAGGUUCCACUGUACUAAGCUUGGGCUGCCUGUUAGUAGGACUGGAGUUGGGAGACCGAGCGCACGAGAAAACCUGGGUACGAAAAAGCAAAAUGGCGGAUGAAGUUGAAUUUGUCAGCGAUGAAGAUGUGCCAGAAUUGAAGAAACGCAGGGAAAGUCAGGGAGGUCUUGGUACUGAUUGUAAGGCACCAAUGAGUGGAUCAACAGUGUUUGGUUUUCAGACUCCUAAGCGGCGUGGUGGGUUAGCUGAGGCAGCAUCCUUGGCAAUUCACAACAAAACACCAGCUCAUAUUCAGAAUGCAUCACCAUGCAACAAGAGGAAGACUCCAAAGAGCAACAAGAAAGGCAAAAACACAAGAGAGAUUGUUCCUGCCUCAAAUGCUGACCAGGCAAAUGCAUCCUCAGAUGAAAACAAUAACAAAGGGUAUUCUUUGCGUCACAGAAGAAAAGCUGUUCUUUUGAAAGGUGUUGAACGAGACUCAGAUUCAGAGGAUUCUGAUUCAAACAGUGGACCAGUAACUGCUAAUGAAACAACGUCACGAGUUCUGAAGAGAGUGACUAGAGGAAAUACAACUCAGAUAGAGGAGGCGCGGGAAGAGUACUUUGAGCAGCAAAGUUCUAAGUGUGUAACAUCUGAUCAUACUCUCUCAAAACUAAACAUGCCAUGGAUGGAUCAACAAAAACUGCUGUCUCAGUUAAAUCAAGUGUCCAGUUCCCAUCCACAGGAAAGAUUUGAAUUGUACCACAAACUGCAAGCUCUGUUUGACAAGUGGAUGUUUCAUUUAAGAAAUGGAUUCAACAUUCUUCUCUAUGGCCUUGGAUCUAAAAAAGUUCUACUUGAUCAAUUUCGCUCCUCUAAGCUUUCUCGAUACCUUCAAGUUGUAGUCAAUGGCUUUUUUCCUAGUCUCACCAUUAAAAAUGUUCUCAAUAUAAUAACUGAGGAGGUUUUAAUGCACGACGGAUCAUUCAAGAGUGUGACAGAUCAGUGUGACUUUAUCAAACAGAGUUUCACCAGUAAGAAAUGUCCAGAGGAGGUUUUUAUAAUUAUUCAUAAUAUUGAUGGCUCUAUGCUAAGAUCCAAAAAGACUCAGACAAUCCUCAGCCUUCUUGCAGAAGUUGAUGCUCUUCAUGUCAUUGCUAGUAUUGAUCACAUCAAUGCACCUCUUAUUUGGAAUCAUACUCAGUUGGGACGUUUUAACUGGUCAUGGUUUGAUGUGACAUCAUUUGAGCCAUACAAGGAAGAAACAUCAUAUGAGAAUUCUCUGCUAGUACAGCACACAGGAGCACUGGCUCUUAGUUCCCUGGUUCAUGUGUUCCGUAGUUUGACUCCUAAUGCUCGUGGCAUCUUCAUCCUGAUAGCAGGACACCAGCUCGAGGAGAAGGACAAUAGCUGUUAUAUUGGUCUGUCAUUUAAUGCUUGUUACUCUAAAUGUCGGGAACAGUUCUUGGUAAACAGUGACUCCACAUUGAAAGCACAGCUAAUAGAAUUCCGUGAUCACAAGCUUAUAACUUCCAAAAAGGGUACUGAUGGUGUAGAAUAUCUGUACAUUCCAGUUGAUUCAGCAACACUCAAGCAAUUUAUAGAAGACCAACAAAAUAACAACACAUAAUAUAAUCUGCUUGUGCGAUAUUAAUUUAUUAUUCAUUCCUUCAAAGUCAAUAUUGUGAAAGGUCAGUUGACAAAAUAGAUUUAAAACAGUCAAUUUUUUGGCCACAGCUAAAUUAAUAACCAAAUGAUGUAAAAUAGAGAUGUUGUUCAAAAGAAACAUUUUUUGAACAAAUAAAAUACAUAUAUUUUCUAUUAAAAAUACAUGCACAUAAGA
Messenger RNA from Orbicella faveolata, 1893 nucleotides. RefSeq names its product origin recognition complex subunit 2-like. Lineage: Eukaryota; Metazoa; Cnidaria; Anthozoa; Scleractinia; Merulinidae. Gene Ontology annotation, biological process: DNA replication. Gene Ontology annotation, cellular component: nuclear origin of replication recognition complex; nucleus. The record is from RefSeq and is a predicted model, not a curated record. Gene Ontology annotation, molecular function: DNA replication origin binding.